This is a messenger RNA of Planococcus citri (citrus mealybug), 870 nucleotides long. Its product is annotated as cuticle protein 19-like. The transcript has 3 exons. The coding region runs from base 165 to 569 and encodes 134 amino acids. Gene Ontology annotation, cellular component: extracellular matrix. The record is from RefSeq and is a predicted model, not a curated record. Lineage: Eukaryota; Metazoa; Arthropoda; Insecta; Hemiptera; Pseudococcidae.
CGUGACUCCCCACUGUAAUAUAAAUACAGCACUACCUAUUACUUGCUCCAAUUUACAAUCGGGUAUUUAUAUUGUGUACAGUAUUUAUGUGAUUUAACAGUUUGGUGUACGAUAUAUGCGUUGUGUUUGUUAUUCAUUCUGUACAAUAUUAUAAUUUCACAAAAAUGAUGAAGAAAAUUGCCAUAAUUUUACUUUUCGCCAUUAUAUACACAGUAUCAGCAAUUCCAUAUCCGGACGAAUAUGGAGGUUUUGAAUUCACCAACAGAAGAAACCGAGCUCCUGCAGAUGAAGAAGAACAUGUAGAUUACUACGCUCAUCCAAAAUACUCGUUCAAUUACGGUGUAGAAGACCCACAUACAGGAGAUGUGAAAAGUCAGCACGAAUAUCGCGACGGAGAUGUAUUAAAAGGCGCUUACACCGUUCACGAUCCAGAUGGUACCGUUAGAACUGUCGAAUAUACAGCCGACAAGGAGAAUGGUUUCAACGCCGUCGUCCAUAAAAGUGGACACGCCGUUCAUCCACAAGAUUAUCAUACUGGCGAUCGCGAUGUAGAUACCAAAUCUUACUAAGCUUGGUUGCUGAAUUUGAUGCCCUCUCCCCCUCUAUACUGCCUAUAAAAACCAUGUAAAAUUAAGUCACAAAUGAAAACUUUUCAACUUUUACUGUAAAUAGAUGCACCAUUUAGAUACCAUACAUGUCUAAUGAAAGAUUACCUAUUUAUUGUGUAAAGAAAGAAAAAAUACCUAGUCAUGAAUUUGAAACAAAUUUUGUGCAGUAUAUUUUAGUUAUAAGAACUAUGUUAUAUUAUUUAUUUUUUGUCAUCAUAGUUGUAAAAUGAAUGAAAAUAAUAAAAUUGAAUUUGUGUAAUGA